This is a messenger RNA of Hydra vulgaris (swiftwater hydra), 1596 nucleotides long. RefSeq names its product 52 kDa repressor of the inhibitor of the protein kinase-like. The record is from RefSeq and is a predicted model, not a curated record. NCBI's taxonomy places the organism in Eukaryota, Metazoa, Cnidaria, Hydrozoa, Anthoathecata, Hydridae. Gene Ontology annotation, molecular function: protein dimerization activity.
AUGGGUUAUUCUGUAUAUCUUGUGUUCUGUUUGAAAAGGCUUCUUCAACUAGUCAAUUAUUUCAUGAAUAUCCAUUUCGGUUUUGGUCAGUUGGAAAUGCAGAAUAUAUCACUUAGAGGACAUCGAGAUGAUGCUAAAAAUCUUGCUUUGCAAUGUAAUAAUGCUGGUAAUUUCCAAUGCUUAUUAGAUCUGAUGGCAUUAUGCGGUGACAAGAUCUUGAGUGACCAUUUUAAAAAUGGUCCUAAAAAUGCCACUUAUCAAUCAAAGACAGUGCAGAAUGAGUUGAUUGAUAUUUGUGCAGCAGAUGAAGCUUCAGAUGUUAGUCAAACUGAACAAAUGGCUGUAGUUGUUCGGUAUGUGGAUGAAUGCUGCAAAGUAAAGGAAGAUUUUUUUAAAUUUGUUUCCUGCAAUAGUGGGUUGAGUGGAGUUUUGUUAUCAACUAAGAUCAAGAAAAGUAUACAUAAACUUGGUCUGGAAAUGUCUUAUUGUUGUGGGCAAGGUUAUGAUGGGGCUGGUAACAUGGCAGGGCGUCUUUGUGGUGUAGCAGCAUUAAUUUUAAAAGAUUUUCCUAAAGCUCCAUACAUCCACUGCUAUUCCCAUCAACUUAAUCUGUGUGUUGCCAAAGCAUGUGCAAUUCCUUCAAUUCAAGAUAUGAUGGAUCAUGUUAGGAUUGUCUCUGAUUUUUUUAAUAAUUCUCCAAAGAGGUUAGAAGAUCUAUCUACAAAAAUUGUUGAGCUAUGUCUGAUAUCAUCCUUUCAAAAGGCAAUAAAUGUUUGUAGAACCAGGUGGAUUGAAAGAAUUGAUGGUCUUGAAGCUUUUAUUGAAUUAUAUCCAGCUAUAAUUGCAUCUCUUACUUUCAGGAAGUUAUUAGGGUAUACAAGACCACUGACAAAAACGUUGCAAAAAGUUGAUCAAGACUUCUCAAAAGCUCGUGAUGAUUUGGAAAUUUUAAAAAACACUCUUUUAUCUAUUCGGAGCUCUAUUGAAAUUUCACACUCAGAAUGGUAUAAAGAAGCUGUUACCAUAGCUGCAACUAAUUAUACCUUGCCAUCUAAACCAAGAACAUGUGGACAACAAACACAACGUGAUAAUCAUCAAGUAGAUGAUAUUAGUGAUUAUUAUCGAGUAACUUGUUCGAUUCCUUUUCUUGAUCACAUUCUAACACAGUUAGAUUCUUUAUUUUCUUUAGAAAAUUUUACAUUGCUAGAUAGUUUCGCCAUUAUACCGUCAAAUUUAAUCUCUGACAAGAAGUGGAGGAAAAAAGUAAAAGAAUUUGCUCAUACAUACAAUAAUGAUUUACCAGAACCAAAUUCACUACAAAAAUGUGAUGGCAAUACGUUUCCAAAUAUUUCUACUAUACUUCGAAUCCUUUGCACAGUACCAGUUACAACAUGUACUUGUGAAAGAUCAUUAUCAGCUCUGAAAAGAAUUAAAACUUCCUUGCGCAAUUCUAUGACAGAUGAUCGCCUAAAUGGCAUUUCCAUAUUGCACAUUCAUCGAGAUGUUGAAAUUGACUUAAAUAUUGUUGUAGAUGAAUUUGCGACUGCAUUUCCACGAAGUAUGGAGUUUAAAAAUAUAUUGAACUCUGAUGAAUAG